AUGUCUCAACAUCAGCCUGAGAUCGUAAAAGCUGUUCUCGACGAUUGUCUACAGGGGCUCGGUCUAGACUAUCUGGACCUCUACCUUAUUCAUUUCCCUGCCUCUUUCGUGGCUAGUUCUCGCAACGUGGGAGAAGACUUGUUCCCUCUCACGGGAAAAAAUGAACCUGAGGGUGAUGUCGCAAUUGACGAUAGCGUGUCAAUUGUUGACACCUGGGAAGCUAUGACGAUGCUCCCCAAGAGCAAGACCCGAUCAAUUGAAGUGUCAAAUUUCACUAUCCAACAUCUUGAGACUAUUAUCAACGCUGCUGGCGUAGCCCCUGCCGCCAACCAGGUCGAGCACCACCCCUUACUGAGACAGGACGACCUCAUUGCCUACUGUAAAAAUAGAAAUAUCCACAUCAUCGCGUACUCGAUUGGUGGACAAAGUGUAAUCCCCAAGUCAGUCAUAUCUGCGUGCAUUCGCGAGAACUUUCAGGAGGUUAUAUUAUCUCCGCAAGAUAUUGCUGAAGUUGAGAGUGUUGGAAAAGUACAGAAACGCUACAAUGCGCCUUUCAUUGCGAACAAGCCCCGCUGGGAUGUCAACAGUUUUGGAGACGAUGCUGAGAAGAACGCAUCACAUCAUGUCAUCUUGUGA
Venustampulla echinocandica is the source of this 636-nucleotide messenger RNA. RefSeq lists its product as uncharacterized. The coding region runs from base 1 to 636 and encodes 211 amino acids. NCBI's taxonomy places the organism in Eukaryota, Fungi, Ascomycota, Leotiomycetes, Helotiales, Pleuroascaceae. The transcript has 7 exons. Gene Ontology annotation, molecular function: aldose reductase (NADPH) activity. Gene Ontology annotation, cellular component: cytosol. The record is from RefSeq and is a predicted model, not a curated record.